Molecule: messenger RNA, 1605 nt
Organism: Saccostrea echinata
Lineage: Eukaryota; Metazoa; Mollusca; Bivalvia; Ostreida; Ostreidae
Product: delta-like protein 4
Exons: 11
Coding region: 121-1347 (408 amino acids)
Biological process (GO): establishment or maintenance of epithelial cell apical/basal polarity; heterophilic cell-cell adhesion
Cellular component (GO): protein-containing complex; plasma membrane
Molecular function (GO): calcium ion binding
Source: RefSeq, a predicted model, not a curated record
AAUGGAGGAACCUGUAAGGACGUCAGAAAUGGGUUCAAAUGUCAGUGUCGCAGCAAAUAUGGCGGAGAAUUCUGUCAAAGAGCCUUAACCUGCAGUGACAACCCUUGUAAAAACUCUGGAAUGUGCACAAAUCAAGGAGGUGGUUUUACUUGCAAAUGUCCUGAUCCAUACAAAGGAGACACUUGUGAAACAGCCAAAUCAUGCGCAGACAACCCUUGCCAGAACGGUGGAGUUUGUAGAAAUAAGUCUCCUGGAUUUACUUGUGCUUGCCCAGAAACACACAAGGGGCUAACAUGUCAAACAGCUGUGACAUGCAGUGACACACCCUGUUUACACGGAGGAACAUGCGUUACCAAAGGAACGAGCUUCCGAUGUAUAUGUUCGAGCAUUUACAAAGGAAAUAGAUGUGAAAUAGUAAAAAAUUGUGGAGAUUCACCUUGUAAAAAUGGUGGACAUUGUAAAAAUAACAGCCCAACAGGAUUUACCUGCGCAUGCCCAUUCACACAUAAGGGAAUUGUUUGUCAAACAGUAACUAAAUGCGCUGAUACUCCCUGUGUACACGGAUCAUGUAAGGAUACCAGUUCAGGAUUUACUUGUACCUGUGAUCCAAAAUUUACCGGAAGUGUUUGUAACACAACCAUCCAAUGUUCGCCAAACCCUUGCGUUCAUGGAACCUGCUCCACUUCACCAUCAGGCUAUACCUGUCAUUGCGGUGAGAAAUAUACCGGAAAGAAGUGUGACACACUGAUUAAAUGUUCAUCCAAUCCUUGUGUUCACGGAACAUGCGUCGACACUAACUCUGGAUUCAAAUGUACAUGCGAUGUUCACUAUACGGGGGUCAAAUGCGAUAAAGUUAAAAAGUGCUCCUCUCAUCCUUGCGUCCAUGGAACAUGCAGCGAUACACAAACUGGGUUUAAAUGCACAUGUGAAGUUAAAUACAGCGGCGUUACUUGUAAUACUUUGAAAACCUGCGCAUCUUCUCCCUGUCUACAUGGAACCUGUACUGAUUCCGCCUCUGGAUUCGUCUGUUCUUGUGAUGAGUUGUACACUGGAGCAACCUGUGAUACAUUGCUGGCCAUUGACGAAUCAUCUGAAAUUCUUCUUCCGAAAUGGCUUCCAUAUUUAGAAUAUGCAGUUUUAUCGAUGGCGUCCCUCAUAGGAUUGAUGGUGCUUGGAUGUGUUUGUCUAAAGUGUUGUCAGGUAUGUGGGCUCAUCGACAAAAAGGACGAUGACGACGAUGAUGAAGAUGAAGAGGAAUAUUUGAGAAAGUACAGAAGGGAUUCCGUAUUUCCGCUAACCCCACAAAAGUCUGAAACAUUGAGUAAACGCGGUGGAUUGAAUUUUUAAGCCUAUACAAUGAUUUAACUGCUUUAAAAUCUAGGUAUUUCAUCCGUUUAUCUCUUAUACUUUUUUUAGCUAUUGAUCUAGCAUAUUUAAUGUUUACCACUGAGAGAGAAACUAACUGUAAAGACAUAAAGACUGUGUUCUUAGAUUUUUUUCUCUUUUAAUUUUGUUCGUAAAUGAUUAAAACAACUUAAUCACAUAUCUAUAUAAUGUGUGACUUUAUCUUUACUUCGUGUACAUUUGUCGUGUAUAUUAUCAUAU